AUGGCGAUUAGAUUUCAUGAUCAAAAUAAAGAUUGCACAUUGUUUCUUUGCGAUAUCAGUGAACAUGUAACAGAAGAAAUACUUACAGAGCUUUUUAUGCAAGUUGGUCCGGUUGUUUUCGUAAAUAUUCCUCGAGAUCGGAUUACAAAUCGAAUGAACGGUUAUGCAUUCGUAGAAUUUCGCACAGAACAAGAUUGCAUGUAUGCUCUUUCAGUGAUGCAAGGUGUUAAACUCUUUGGAGUCCCAUUAAAACUUUCUGCAAAUUCUACUCCAUCAACGGGUGAUGAACUUGACGUUGGCGCCAAGCUAUACAUUGGAAACCUUUCACAAGAUGUCAAUGAUGGUAAUCUUUUACAGACAUUUAGACAAUUUGGAAAUGUUCUUCACGCCAGAGUUGUUGUUGAUCCUGCGACUGGUAAGAGCCUUGGACAUGGGUUUGUUGCAUACGAUAGCUUUGAUGCUGCCGAUAAAGCAAAAAAGGCAAUGAAUGGAGAAUACUUUGGAGGACAGCCUAUUACUGUUUCCUAUGCAUACAAGAGUGGAACUAAGAGCGGCGAGAAACACGGUGAUAGAUCUGAAAGAUCAGUCGCUCCAAACGCACAAAUUGCAACUCAAUUGAAGAAAAUCAAGCGUGCCGUUAAUGCCAUACCAGAUGUUGGUGUAUAG
Molecule: messenger RNA, 666 nt
Organism: Trichomonas vaginalis G3
Lineage: Eukaryota; Parabasalia; Trichomonadida; Trichomonadidae
Product: RNA splicing
Exons: 1
Coding region: 1-666 (221 amino acids)
Biological process (GO): positive regulation of mRNA splicing, via spliceosome
Cellular component (GO): nucleolus; U12-type spliceosomal complex
Molecular function (GO): RNA binding
Source: RefSeq, a predicted model, not a curated record